Messenger RNA from Populus euphratica (Euphrates poplar), 1646 nucleotides. Its product is annotated as D-aminoacid aminotransferase-like PLP-dependent enzymes superfamily protein. The record is from RefSeq and is a predicted model, not a curated record. The coding region runs from base 178 to 1233 and encodes 351 amino acids. Gene Ontology annotation, molecular function: catalytic activity. Lineage: Eukaryota; Viridiplantae; Streptophyta; Magnoliopsida; Malpighiales; Salicaceae. The transcript is spliced from 7 exons.
UCCAGGUUCAAAUCCCAAAUUUCUUGGAUUAAACUAGCCAAUCGAAUCGGUUUAAUUACUACACUACCAAGUCUCAAACGUAAAGAAGACUCAGAAAUCAGAAUACAGUUAAAAGCACUACUACUUCCACGUCAUUUUUGCAAUUUCAGUUCCCGUGAUCGUAACAAGCCAGCAAGAAUGACAAGCACCGGAUUCCUCUACAGCAAGGGCAUGAUUUUCUACCCGCCAGACACACCUCCCAUCUCCACCUUCCUCGAAUCCAAUCCAGGAGCUUACACCACCACACGGACACACAACAAUUCAGCAUCUCUCUUAUUCUGGGACCGACACUUACAACGACUUUCAAACUCUGUCAAAAUCCUAUUAACCUCAAACCCACAAUUUCUCUUCAAAUCCUUAAACUCCACAAUAAACCCCCUAUUGACCCCUCCUCCACCGCCAAACCCCAUGUGGGAAUCGGCAAUUAAGUCUCUCGUCAACGAGACGGUAAAUAAAGUGUUGCCAGUUGCGUUGAGGGAGACGAGAAAUGAAGGAGAGGAACUGGCAGUUACUGCUCUUGUUACUGGAAAUACAGAGAAUCUGAGUGAAGUUAAGGGAAAUGCUUAUGAGGCACUUGAUGUUCAUGUUCAUGUUGGAAGCCAUGUGCCUCACGUGUUUGGUGUUAAAGGAAAUGGAGCAAGAGUAGCUGUGGUCGGUCCUGGGAGGGAUAUUGCAGAAGCUAAGUAUUCUGAUUGGGUUAGGUUAAGGAAGUCUUUGGAAAAGUUGAGGCCUCCUUCUGUAACUGAGCUAUUGUUGUCUAAAGAUGGUGAUCGAAUACUUGAAGGUUGUGUCACGAAUUUUUUUGUUGUUUGUCGCAAGGAUGACCGAAACGAGAAAUAUUUAGGUGGUAACGAAAACACAUUUCCUUAUGAAGUACAGACAGCUCCUAUUGGUGACGGGGUCCUUCCCGGAGUCAUACGUCAAUUAGUAAUUGAAGUGUGCUUGAGCAAGGGAAUUCCAUUUCGAGAAGUUGCUCCAUCAUGGUCGGAGCAUGAAUUUUGGCAAGAAGCAUUCAUUACAAGUAGCCUGAGAAUAAUACAGCGAGUGGAGAAAAUUCAAGCUCCAAGUUCGUGGCAGUCAUUGGAACUAAAAGCCCUUAAGGAGAUCUCAUGGGAGGAAAAGCAGUUCGAGGAGGAUCCUGGGAUGAUCACAGCAUUGAUCCAGAAAGAGAUCAUGGAGAAGGCAGGCCUCUAAAGGGUAUCCGUUCUAAUGAAGGCCCCACGCUGCAUGUCAUUUAAUUUGGGAAGUUCGGAAAAGUGCAUGUCACACAAUUUAUCAUGAAAAAGACCUGACGAUAUGUUUGUUUUAUCACUUUCUGCGACAACAAUUGUCAAAAAAUGUUAUCUUCUGUCUAUUUUUCUCUGGAGAGGAGUUAGAAUUUCUUCUUUCCAAUGACUUUUGCCCUCUCUGUUUCCUCUGGCUUAGAAUUUCUUUUCUUUGCAGUGACUUUUAGCUUCUCUGUUUCCGUUGGCUCUUUACACGUGAUCUGAAAAGUCAUUAGCUAUAUACUUGUAGUCAUAGUAUUUGCCAAAUUUUACCCCUUGUUGUUCUGGGUGCUGAUUGUUAGAACUUAAUUCCAAUGAUUCUGGUGCAUGAUUGAUACUCUU